CGUUUGGCCUGCAGACUAUAACUGGAUGAAACCACAGCAUAAUGCUGAAGUUUCAACAGUAAGUCAAGUAAACUUCCCAGUCUCAUCAACAGAAGUUCUGGUGCCAUGGCUUUUAUCUAUGUGGAUGAUGGGAAAUAAAACCCCUACAGACUACCCUAAACGUAAAGUUGUGAAAAAACCAAACAGAAARGGUCGGAACGAAAACACGGGGCUUAAAGAUCGUUUCACGUGGGGCCAAAUAGAUUUGGAAUAUCCCAGUCAAGAUUCAAAACAGAUGGCUAUCAAUACGGGUGCAUUUAUACCAAUUAACAACCUGUUAUUGGGACUGGAAGUGUGGAAAAACAAGAUGUUUUUAAGUAUGCCACAAUGGAGACCGGGGAUUCCGGUAACGUUGGCGUACGUGAAUUUGAACAGUUACACCAAGUCCCCAAUGUUGAAGCCAUAUCCCUCGUGGAACUGGUACUCUAAUAACAUGAACCGCUGUCAUGGUUUGGUGUCUGUGUUCCGGAUGGAAGUGGACAAGUGUGACCGAUUGUGGGUGUUGGAUACAGGCGCCAUAAACUUGGCAAAUAAGGUCGAUCAAAUAUGUCCAACCAAGCUAGAUGUGUUUGACUUGAAAACUGAUACACAUAUUAAGCGUUAUAUCAUCCCGAAAAAUCAAACGUUAAAAGAUUCGCUGUUUACAAACAUUGUAGUGGAGAUUCUCAACGAUAAUUGUGAAGAUGCGUAUGCUUACAUGUCUGAUGUAUUUCAAUAUGGAUUGGUUGUUUACAGUUAUAAAGAGGACGUCUCUCGCCGGAUCAAUCAUCCGUACUUCUACCCAGACCCGCUGUACUGUCAUUACAGCAUGGAUGGCAUAACGUUCAACUGGAUGGAUGGUAUUUUCGGCAUGUGCCUGUCGCCGGACGGUGGUGUCUUGGGACAGCGGGUGCUCUAYUUCCAUUCACUGUCCAGCAACAACGAGUUCUACGUGCCCACCGCAUCGCUGCGCAACGGUACGCUCCGCGAAGGUGACAUCAUCGAGCAUUUCUUUGCGCUCGACGAUUCGCGGUGCGCACGCCACCAGUCGUGUCAAUCGUCGGGCAUGGCCGUGGACGCGAAAGGCGUCAUGUACUACAACCUGGUGACCUCGGGCAAAGUGGGUUGCUGGGACACUAKGCGGCCGUUCAAAUCAGUCACACAGGGGCURUUGUCCAGCGGCUCGACACCACUCAGCUUCCCCAACGACCUUAAGGUGGAUAAGGAGCCCGCGCAAAGGGUGUGGAUGCUCAGCAACGGGCUGCAUAAGUAUCUGUACGGAAAAACGGACCCGAACCAGAUCAACUACCGUAUAAUGGUGGCGUACACGGACGAUGUCGUCAAAGGAACGGUCUGUGAAACCAACUGA
This is a messenger RNA of Diuraphis noxia (Russian wheat aphid), 1387 nucleotides long. Its product is annotated as dopaminechrome tautomerase-like. The record is from RefSeq and is a predicted model, not a curated record. Gene Ontology annotation, cellular component: extracellular region. Lineage: Eukaryota; Metazoa; Arthropoda; Insecta; Hemiptera; Aphididae.